Molecule: messenger RNA, 1706 nt
Organism: Macrobrachium nipponense
Lineage: Eukaryota; Metazoa; Arthropoda; Malacostraca; Decapoda; Palaemonidae
Product: transmembrane protein 45B-like
Exons: 5
Coding region: 345-1229 (294 amino acids)
Source: RefSeq, a predicted model, not a curated record
UGUUCAUUUAGUGCCUCAAUAUUACCCCGUGUGUGUGUGUGUGUGUGCGGAAAUCUUUGGACUGACUUGUCAAGUCUGGGCUGGAAUUCUGUCUGUGACUGUGAGCCAGAUCUCUGGAUUGACCGUCAAGUCUGGCCUGGAAUUCUGACUGUGAUUCAAUACUGCCCUGUAAGUGAGAUUUCUAGACUGACUGACAAGUCUGAAUUGGAAUUCUGACAGAUUCGUAUUGAACCAGAACAAUACAAAGUCUCUGGAGGGACUAGCUUUUUAAACCUGACUUAUCUCUUGAAAAUAAGAGUAUUAUAGCUGUAGAUUUCUGGCAGAACUCGUCACAGCCAGCCAAAAUGGGCACCUUCUUAGGGCACCUGCUACCAGGCAGCUUCUUCAUCCUAUAUGCCUCUUGGCACAUGUUCAGCGUCUUCACCAAAUACUUCCUGAGCCAGCGGGCGUUGGCUACAACGAGGGACCAAGGUGGCACCGGCAGCAGUGGCGGUGGUGGUUCGCCUUCCACGCCGUACUACAGGAGCACCUGUGCCCACGUGUUCCCGUGCUGCCCCAGGAUACCCAUGGAGGGUAUCGUGAAGAUCGUCCUCACUACCAUAGGGUUUCUGGGAGAACUCAUCACGGCCUUCGAGGACGGUGUCUUCGUCCACUAUGGCAACGCCCAGCACAUGACGAUGUACUUCGCCUUUGGGUUGUCUGGGGUCUUCGACAUCAAAGUCUCCAGGGGCCCUAGGCCGGCCCUUCCGAAUCUAGACUACGUUGCCCUAGCCAUGGCCUUCGCAAUGGAGGCCUUGCUCUUCGGGUACCACCUGCACGGGAGGACGCCCUUGGACGUGCAGGUACACAUGCUUAUGCUGUAUACGAUAAUGCUCUGCGCUGUGGCUACAAUUGUUGAGAUGGCUUACAGGAGAAGCGUGUUACCAGCGUUGAUGCGGGCGUUCUUCGUCAUGUUACAGGGUACCUGGUUUGUCCAAAUCGGCUCCAUCUUGUACGAGCCGCUGACCAGCCCUUGGGACGAGAACAGCCACUCACAGAUGAUGCUGGCUACGGUCCUCUUUUGCUGGCAUUGCAUGGGAAUCUUUCUCCUCAUGGCCUUCGUUGGGUGGCUGCUAAACAGCAGGGUCAAGAGAAUGCUCGGGACGUCGUCGGUCUACUGCCAACUAGAGAGGAGACUGGAGAAGGGCAGCGCGACCUGCCAGGAAGCCCUGCAACUCACCGAGGAGUAAGAAGAAGAAGAAGGACAGUGUAAACAUGUUGAAGAUUCUUGAUCGAAAUGUAAACAAGAAGAUAUAUUGAAGAUAAAUGUCAUUAAUAAGAGACACACCAAAAUAUCAUAGUGACGCACAGGUAUAAAAAAUCACUUACUGUUUUAUCAGUGACUGCACAGAUCUUACAGAUUUCAUAGAUUCUUCAACAUGAGAUCACGACUUACAGAAGAAGGGAAGAUGGGAAUUAUCAGUGAGCUGUUUUUCAUGCCCAAGGUAUUAAUUGCAUGGUUAUUUAUAAACUGUCAUUCAACAUUCAUCAUAAUAUUGAUUUUAUCUAUUUUAAGAAAUGGACCAAAUACAGGAUAUGAAUCUUGAUUUGUGCAUUAAAUGAUAGAUUUAUUGUUUAAUUUGUUAAUCUUAAUGUGACGUAAUUCUGAAAAAUUAUAAUGGUAAUAUUGCUAAUGCAGAAACAUAAUGGUAUUUGCUUGAAUGUAA